Messenger RNA from Uranotaenia lowii, 14871 nucleotides. Its product is annotated as trissin receptor-like. Gene Ontology annotation, molecular function: neuropeptide Y receptor activity. Gene Ontology annotation, cellular component: plasma membrane. NCBI's taxonomy places the organism in Eukaryota, Metazoa, Arthropoda, Insecta, Diptera, Culicidae. Gene Ontology annotation, biological process: G protein-coupled receptor signaling pathway. Bases 1439 to 3067 code for a protein of 542 amino acids. The record is from RefSeq and is a predicted model, not a curated record. The transcript has 9 exons.
CGCGAACAGUUCGCUUUCGUGGGAGCGCCCAAUCGAAAAGUGCGGAUUUUGAAGGACGGACCACGGAUCGACGGAUUGCCCUUCUAGGCUUUUGGCUUCUUUGGUGUUAAAGACUUUUCUGAUCCACGCCUGGAUGUAUGUAGUUGUUGGUGCUUGGUGAUUUUUCUUCUUCUUGUGGAUGAAUGUGUCUUUGGAAUCUUUGGAGUUUAUUUUUCUUGGCUCCUGACUUGGAAGAGCGCAGGGGCUGUCGUGAGUCGAGAUUUUUGAGUGCGAUUCAAGGGAUCCCGAGUGCCAUUUUGAUAAGAGGUUGCUAGAUCUAAGGGAUUCCCAGGUCUGGUUUGGAGGAGUGAACUUGGUUAUUUUAUGCUUUCACGCGCAGGCAAACGUGUCCCGGGUGUGAUAUCGCUGAAAGUCGUCUUCGGAGGCCUAAUUGUAGAGCACCGGGUUUUGAACUUUCCCGCCGGGAAGGUUUCUUGGAGCUUGAUAGGGGUCUGUUUGUUGUUUUGGGGUUGGAGUUGAGUGGUCAACAACACUACGGUAGCGCUCAGCCUUUGGAGAUGUUGUGUGAUGUUGUUGGUGUUUUUCCUUAAGAAAAUAAGUGAAUUUGGGUCUGUUUUCCAACCCUGACCGGUUGAUUUUGCGGAUUGAAACCUCCACCCACAAACGGAAAGGUCUCAUCGAGUUUGAAACCUUUUUUCGGCCCAGGAUUGGAGCCACGAUAUGAUUUUCCACUUGAGUGAUAAUGGAAAAGUGCGUAAUCAUGUAUUGAAACCGAGAAGUGAAUCAAGCGAUAAAGAGUGAUUUCUCGACAAAGAAACCAAGUUGAGUGAUGAAAAACGACCGAAUCAAAAAAUUGCUCUGUCUUUUAUCGAGUGAAAUUGUUUGGUGUUUUUCGCGAAAAGCUCGUCAAGUUUCCCGUUCUUCGAAAUUGAAUUGGUGACUUGCAAGUUUUCCUGAAGCAGUGACAAAAUCCAGUCUAUUGGAAAACUUUUCAUCCUCGGAAAGAAGAAAAAAUUUCCUUCGAUCGAAACAUACAAUCUACAAUAAAGGCGGAUUUUAUUACUCAGAAAAACGGCCGUCUGGAAAGUUAUUCGUGAGGGCAUAUUUUUAUGAUCGUAUGUCACUGUGGAAAUGGUGCGCCGGAAAUAGCCAAAGAAAUUAUUGGUCCAGCCAGUUUAACACUUCACCCACAUGGCGCCGCGGCCAAAUGAAAUCGCCGUCUAUCAGCGGAGGAGGAGCAUUCAUCACUAAUUCAAGACCGCCCAGUGGAUAAUCGAUUCGAUUGAAUGUAACCGCGCUCUCGACUUACUACUCGGAAUUGGAUUACUUACUCGUGAAUAUAUGAAUCGAGGUUGUGAUGUGAACAAUUUUCUUCGGAGGACCAACAACAAGAACCAAAAGUGUCAACGACGACGACGACGACGACGACGGGGAAGAAAUGGCGGCAACUCCAUUGAAGUUUGUCGAGUACAUGAACGUCAGCUCCCUGGGUGUGAUGAGCUUUUUGAAUGCUGCUGCCGGGAAAAGUGUUGGUCAUGGGCUGGGAAUGGGAACGGGAAACGGAAGUGAGGUUCCUGGGCCGGGUCUUGGCAUAGGAGGAUCCGGUGGCAUGGUUUCUUCGGCUUUGGCGAACAACAGCGGAAGCAGCUUAUCGGGUGGCUACAGUAACGCUGCUGCCGUUAUCAUCAACAAUGAGAGCGCACAGCUGCUGAAUUCUUCGAUUUUCGGCGGAAUCAAUGGCACCGGCACCGGAUAUGGAAGCAGCAGCGGGAGUGGGAUGGGAAUGGGAAUGGGAAUUGGGCCUUCGGUUUUGGGGGGCACCGAACUAAGUUAUGCCGGAACAAAUCUCAGCCUGCCGUUCAACAACUAUGUGCACAAGGAAUUUAUCUUUGAUCGGACCGAUGUGAGAGUGAUUUUCAUAACGUUGUACUCGUUGGUGUUUUGCUGCUGCUUUUUCGGAAAUUUGCUGGUGAUACUGGUUGUGACACUUUCGCGGAGGCUGCGUUCCAUCACCAACUUUUUCCUGGCCAAUUUGGCCGUCGCCGAUCUUUGUGUGGGGGUGUUUUGCGUGAUGCAGAACCUCACCAUCUAUCUGAUAGAAAGCUGGGUGUUUGGAGAUUUCCUGUGCAAGAUGUACCAAUUCGUGCAUUCGCUCAGCUACACGGCAUCGAUUUUCAUCCUGGUGGUGAUCUGCAUGGAGCGGUACUUUGCCAUCAUCCAUCCCAUUACGUGUAAGCAAAUAUUGACGUCCCGGAAGCUGCGGCUUGUAAUCGUGGCGGUUUGGAUAACGUCGGCCGUCUACUCGGUGCCUAAGUUCAUCUUCGUCCGAACGAUCACAAACGACCUGGGCGAUGAUCAGGUGGAAACUAUCUGCAUCAUCGACCGGAAGGCAUUCAACUCGGAGCUGUUCGAUAUCAUCAACUUUGCCUUACUGUAUCUGUUGCCGCUGCUGAUGAUGACCUUCCUGUACAGUCGGAUAGCGAUAGCUCUGUGGAAAAGUUCCCGAGGGCUGGAGCGGCACAUCGCCCUCCAGAAUACGACCUCUUCGUCCAAUUAUUCCAACAACUAUCACCGGAAGCCGAGCUGCAAGUACGAAAAGCGGGCUGUCGGAGUUAGCGAAAGUCAGGUAUCGGUGGAAUCCGACAAGGUGGUGGUAACGACGUGGCGAUCGCAAAACAGCUUCCACCAGCGUCACGGAACGCAACUAACGCAGGUGUCACAUUCGUCCAACAAUGUGCUGAGGGCUCGACGGGGGGUUAUCCGGAUGCUGAUUGUGGUGGUGCUGACGUUUGCCCUCUGCAAUCUGCCGUUCCAUGCCCGGAAGAUGUGGCAGUAUUGGUCAACCGACUACAAGGGCGACUCCAACUUCAACGCCCUUUUCACCCCGCUGACCUUCCUGGUGACCUACUUCAACUCGGGCGUCAACCCGCUGCUGUACGCCUUCCUGAGCCGGAACUUCCGGAAGGGCAUGCGUGAACUGUUGCUCUGUUCCUUCAAGAAGAACAAAAACAAAUCCCUCACUCAACGACUCCCACUACAUGAUUUCCCCAAUGAUGCUACGACCUGAUCUCGUGCGGCCGGUGCUGCUCCGGCCUCUGGAACGCGUGGGUGGAUGCAUGGCAGGGUGCUUCCGGUCCCGGUCAGCCGAUCCACUCGACCGACAGCAGCCUCCUCAGCAAUCAGAAGCCGAGACAUUCUCUCAAACUCGAUCACCUCCAACACGAACACAAACACCGACAUCGAUCUUUUCGAACAGCCGGAACAGCAGCAGCCGAGCGAAUCACCGAGCAUUCCGACGAUGACGACGACGACGACAAUGACGACAACUUUGAUAGCAGCGUCGGUUCCCGAAGAGAUGCCGUCAAUGGAUCUACGAGGAAGAAGCCUCGAAGACAGCAACAGCAACUCUUCGAAGACUCCUUUGUCGAUCAGCCGAUCAUUAUCGAAGCCGUCCUCUCGAAUGGCCUCGAUGAUGGCGAAAGCCAGCAGCCGGUUUCGACGGCGGAUUCCGAUGGCUUUCGUUCGGAAGAAUCCCAACACCAAGCGAGAUUGUCCAAGGGAUCGUCUUAGUGAGGUUGAUCACGACGACGACGACGACGAUGAAGAUGAGGACGAUGACGAAACAACGACCUUCACCAACACCUGUGAUGAGUUCGCUUCGACGGCUACGGCUGUCACUUUUGCUCCUUCGACGGUUUAUUUUGUCGAAGGAGAUGAGGCGGAUCAUCCAUUGUAAGGUGCUCUGUUGAUUCAUGCUAUACGUAACGUUCUAUCACAAGCUGGAACUUGAACUCAAUUAUCAAACGAACUUAAUAUGAUGGGUGAUUGAUUAUUUUUAGUGAUUCUAACAAUCGGAGCCAAAACAAAAAACUAACUUUAACAUAAGAAAAAAAUCUACCUAUUAUUUAUUUCAGCACAAUAAGCACAGAGAACAGACGUACGAGCUAGCCCCGAAACAUGUGUAAAAUUGCCAACGAUCGUUUUGAAUCAAUUUUUGUUUUUUGGAUGGGCCACCAGAUGUCUCCGAAAACACCAAAGCAAACUGUCAAAACCAAACUGAGGAAUUUUUUUUUCAGUUUUGAACAAGUCGUAUGAACUGUUUGGCAUGUUUUAAGAAAAUUGCUGUAUAAGUUCCAUAACACUUUCGUUCAGUUGCAUAAAGGAAAAAUAUGUUAAAAAUCAAUCAAUAUUUCCUUCAAGCUAGAAGUGCUAAAUUUUGGACAAUGGGAUGCAAAAGUGAUACUUGAGAGUAACCCGCAUAAAACCCGUUCUGUUGGGUAAGACUGGUCCUCAGGAAUGUUCCAAAUUGACUGGAUACAUACAAUUCGUCCUUUGACGAUAACCGUUCUACAAGGGAAAAAUUUAAUUGAAAAACUGUUGUUUAUUUUAACUGCUUUAGUAGUGCAUAAAUAAAGGAAUGAAUAAAAGUAUAUCACCAGUACUUUUUGUACGAUCUUUACUUAUUGACGUUUUUCGGUGAGUGAAACAUUUUCUUUUAAAUCUUUAAAUGUACGUAACGUUUCAGGCUACUCUGGGGGACAUCUGAUGAUGGGUGAAGAAAAGUUACUCGAAACGUUACGUAAAUAUAAAACAGUUCUUUCACUCACCGGAAAUAGUCAACAAGUAAAAACUGUAUAAAAUAAAGGAAGCGAAAUUCUGUCCAUUCAAAAGUAAAAUCCAGCAAUAAAUUCAUAUGAGAUUACGCCUUCUCGAAAACUGGGCGAAAAUUUGAUUUGUAACUUUUGAACGGCGUAAUAGAUGCCACUGUUUCCAGUAAGUUUUCAACGUAUUUUUUUAAUUCCCAGCAUUUGAAAUUCGACACACUUUCAUAAACAGUUUUUUGUUCGAGCUUGUGCGUCUGUUCUCUGUGCUAUAAGAUUUCUACCAACAGCAACAUUAAGCUAUUUUAUUCUUAACAAAUUUAAAUGAAUAUUUCUUGUAGCAUCAACCACUUGAAACGUCUUGUCGCGAUCAGUCAAGUUCUUUGAAAAAACUUGUGUAGCAAUUAGUAAAAUUUAUGUUCGAAAGCUUUCAAUAUUCUGACUACGAGUCAGUUUUUUUCGGCAAUUUUGCAUUUCACAGCUCAUUUUCAUUUUCGAUUAGUUGAUUAACUCUUCCACAAUGUUUGCACGUGAUGGAUCUUAAAUUAUUGUUUGAAGAUAUCAGACAUUAUGGUUAUUUGAAGUCAAUAUAACGAAAUUUAUACAGUUAUUUUUUUUUUUGCCUAUUUGUAAUAAUAUGCGUUUUCUGAGAAGGCAUAUGAAAAAAAAAAUUAUAUUGGCCCCUCGUUGUAAAUUGCCCCGAUGGCUUAAUCCGGCCUUAGUUUUCACCAAUUUUAUGUAGAGCCCCACCGUUUUAGUUAAGAUAAAAAAAUUAUGUUUAUCAUUUGGUGGUGUUUAAACUUGGUUCAGUAAAUUUUAUUAAAUUUUCCAAACAUUUUUAAGUUGAGUUAAAAUUUUAUUGAUUUUUUACAGUACCCCCUUUUGCGAAUUUUAAGGGGACUUUAAAUAUAAUAGAAUAUAACAAUGAAUAGUUAAUGUCCACAUUUGCUUGAGCACCAAAUUGGACAAAAAUCGCUUGAAAAUGAUUCAAUGGUUUAAACUUCAUAUUGAUUUUAUUUACAUGGAAACUCCUAAUUUUAAAGGCGAGAGAGGUUCAGUUAAAUAAAUUAUCAUGUUUUGUCAGAACUUUCAUAGAUCUCAGUUUUAAUUAAUAUAACUUUAAAAUUGCUCAAGGCCUGAAAAAUUGUAUAUUGCCUUUGUAUGGGAUCUCCCGGUUUAAUGAAAAAGAAGGUCAGGUUUUUUGUACAAACACAUAAUUACUUGCGAGGCGAUAAUGUUAAGUACACAUUUAGUUCCGGAAGAAGUUUUGAACAACUUAAAAGUUUAAAAAGUAGUUUUUCCGAUUUUUUGUACUGCACGUAAAAGCAGGCGUUCUGCAUAACAUUGAUCAGCAUUUCGGGCUUUAGGGCGACUAUUUCAGCUCGUAUAUUCACCAUUUAAAUGAAAUUUUAAGAAAUUUCUUUGCCCAGCAAACAUAAAAUUGCAUUAGAAAUGAUCGGUCAAAUCGUUAACAAUGUAAAUGGGAAUCAAAUUUCCAACCAAACAAGCAAACGUUGGUAAAAAUAGUUACUUAAAGUCGAUAUAAAUCGGAUAUGAUAUACAGUCCACCAUGUUUGAAGAUUUCGGUAGUGAAUAUUGAAUAGGGCGAAUGCGCCAAAUGUUAACAAACGAAGUUAUCAGCUGGUUGUUAAAAUACGUUCGAAGACCUACAUUUUGAGUGUACAACAGAGUGUCCAUUUCCCGGCCGUUUUCCCAUUCCCGGGAAUCGGGAAAUCUGAGGGCCUGUUUCCCGGGAAUUCCCGGGAUCCCGGGAAAUUUUCAAAAACAUGUAAAAUAUAUGCACUUCGAUUCAAAACUGUAGUGCAUACAAGCCCAUAAUUCGUUCAAAUGUACGCUUCAUUAUGUUUUUCAACUUAUUUUUAAUCAAAUAACUCAAACUGUUAUCAACAAUGAUAAAUUGAAAACAGUUAAACGAACUAUAAAAUAGCCUGAAUAAGUCAAAUGAAGAAUUCAUUCAUGCAAUUAGGAGUUAUUUAAAAAAAAUAUUUUUUUAUUUGUAUGAUUUAUAUUUGCUUUUUAAAUGAAGAAGACAAUGUGUUCUUCCUUUUUAAGUUUUGAAAUUCGUCUGGCUUUCAAAGCCAGAGGAAAACAAGUGCUUAAAUGUUACUUUCGAGAAAACACAAUCUGCCUACCUGCUGCGCGAUUUUUCAUAUAUGUAUUUUUCGAAGUUUUGUUGGUUUUCGUUCAAUGAAAAUGGUGUGAAAAUACAUAUUAUUUUUUUAAAUUAUCUAUUUGAAAAAAAAAAUGCACCAAAUGGUUCCAAAAUGUCUACUGCUACAGGAAUCGGCAUAUUCUCAAUGAGUUUUGUAUGACUACAUUUUCAAAAGAUCAAAAAGAAUAGUUCCGAAGGCUAUCAGGCUUUUCCAGAGAAAUAAUUUUAUACAUGUCGGGAAUUCCCGGGAAUGAAACUAUGAUUCCCGGGAAUCGGGAAUUCCCGAAUUUUUCAAAUUCCCGGGAAUUCCCGACCGGGAAAUCCCGGGACGGACACUCUAUGUACAACGUUAACCGAAGACUGUUUCGUUUUCGAGAAAUAAAAAAAAAAAAAACAAAAUAAAAUUUUUGCUGGGAGCUUAUGGAGAUGUCAAACUUUGAACGCGUGUUUCUCGAAACCGUGAUGUUGGCGCAUUCGCCGUAUUCAAAAUUCGAUACCGAUUUGUUCUCCAGCGCAGGAUUCAAGUGAGAAAACAACCAUUUUCUACUCUCUGCGAUAAGCAGUGCAGAUUGCUGAAAAUCGAAUGGUGCAUUUUGAAAAGUUGUCCAAUGAGAGAAGUAGCAAAUAUUGCCGCUGGCAACGGUUUGCAUGCAUUGAGAGCAAAACUUGUGCUCUCUCGCAUACUUUCAGGCAAGGCUGCUAAAUAUCAGUCAAUUUCGUUUGAUCCUGACUAAAUGGCAUUCAGUGGGUAAAUGAUCUUGAGCGGAACUAAAUGGCUCAAUUCGACGCAACUCGGGACAGUUGAUCAAGCGGUAUGGAUAUGGGUUACAUAUAUCCGAACGAAUGUUUUUUUCAGCUCAACGGAUAGACCUUGGUUUCUGCUUUCUAAUGAUGAUUUUGAGAAUAUUUUAGAGUUAAUCCUAAUAACUUUAAAGCUGUUUUACUGAAGUAAGAAUUCUAAUCUUGAGCGAAACUAAAAUAUUAUCUUGAGCGGAACCAUUUUGUACUGUCAACAUCUUUAAUAGCUCUCAUUCCUAAUCUUAAUGUAAUUGUGAAAAGUUUGAUAAAAUUUCAUCUUUGAAGAUUUUAAAGUUCAAAAAUUAAUGUUUUUACGUAAGAUGGUUGAUUUGUGAUUGGUGAAUGUAGUCUUAUUGUGGACGUUUCGGCUGUUUUUAAGUAAAUAAAAGAAACUUAGUGUUCCAAAACUGUUCUCAAAUAUCCGUUCAAAUUUAUUUCUUACUUAAAAAAAUACAAUUUUCACUUUGAUUCACUGUAUCUCAUUUUAAAAGAAUCGAUUCUCUAAAUUCAAAAUUUAGUUUUUUAUUAUCUCAACACUGAAAUUCGUUAGUAUUUUUGUUUGAUUAUUUGAAUGUGCGUAUUUAGGGUCAUAUUGAUUCGAACAACUUUUGGAGGUAACGACAAUGUCAGUAAUACCACAGAGAACAGACGUCCAAGCUCGAACAAAAAAUCUUCAGAAAAGUGUGUAAAAAUUUAAGAGCUAUCAUCAGAAAAAUACGUUAAAAAUUGACAGUAAGCAGUGCCAUCUGGUGCUUCGUUGAAAAUUUACAAAGCAACUUUUAAAGCGCUCAUUUUUCGAAACGGCUAAAUUGUAAUGAACUUAUGAAUAAAUUGAAUAUCUCAGUAAAACGGACGGCUUCAAUUUAUUGCUUGAUAAAAAUGCAAUAAGAUUAACUUUUGACUUGGCAAAAUUUUACUUUGUAUUUUAGUACAUUUUUGGCAGAGAAUAACUGACACCUUUUGGUUCAAGCUUUCGCACUUCUUGAACGGUUAUCGAAGUCAGAGGGAGCAUCGGCUAUGUCCAGUCAAAUAUAAACAUUCUCGACCAUCAUUCUCACCCAGCAGUACUGAUUCUAGACAUCUCAAGCGGGUUUCAUUCACGUAUCCAAUUGCAUGUCAUGGUUCAAAAUUUAGUACUUCUUGCAAGUUUGAAGAAAAUAUCGGAUAAAUUUUUGGAUUCACUUUAUAUCCAAUGUUACGAAACUCCAACAGCGAUUUUUCAAAAUAUGAAAAGAAGCUCAAACGGCCUGUUCAAAACUGGCUUUAAUAUAGUAAUUUUUUUCUCAGUUUUGUUUUAACAGUUCUCUUUGAUGUGUUUAGAGACAUCUGGUGUCCCAGCCAAAAAUCAAAAAUUGGUUUAAAAGGGGUUUGGAAUUUUUACACAAGUUUCAUGGGCUAGCUUGUACGUCUGUUCUCUGUGAUAAGAGAAGAAGAAGAUGCCUUAAAUUACAGAUUUAGCAGAAAAAAAACUGUACAUUGCUUAAAAUCAAUGAUUUUGAGAAAAAAAAUGGAUUUUUUGUGAUUUCUUAUUCCUUCAAUUCUUUAAAUUUUAUUGGAAACUCAUGAUAAAUUGAGUCUUUUAUAUUUUAGUUGGGCAAAAUCAGUUAACAUUGAAAAUAUUGUCAUACUGUUCUAAUUCAAAGUAAGAAACCUUAAUGUUACAUUGACAAAAAAAAAAAUACGGAAAUCCAUUCGAAAAUUGAAAAUUCUGUGAAAUCUGUAAAUAUUUCAAAGUUCUGUGUUUUGUGACACAGAUUUUGUGAUAAAAAUUUUCACCAAAUUAUGAAAAUUACAGAUUUUUCUACGAUUUCGGCAAGCUUGCUUUAAGCAACUCAUUCAUAGAAUAAAGUUUAUAAUAAAUUCCAGUUUCUUAUGAAUCACGAUAAAAUUGAUUUGUUUAAAAAAUUAUGCAAAUAUUAAGUAUUUUGUUCAAUUGAUAGAACCAACCCGACUUCUUGUUCGAGCUCAAGUGUAAAAAAAACACAAGGGAAUCGGAAAGGUUUUCAAUACCAGGCCACCAAUUGAAUCGUUGAGUAUUAUAAAAUAGCAAAACCGGUGUGCUUUUCUACACUUUAUAAAACUGAAGGAAUUGGUGUUAAAAACAAUUUUAUUUUUUGUUUAUUAGUAUGUCGUUAUGAAUUGGAAUUUCAACACCUUUAAAACCCUCUUUAAACGAAAGCUGCUUCUAAUAGUUCGAAUAGUAAUUGCAGAUUGGCUCUUAUUCUGAAAUAAUGACUUUACUUUAUUGGCUUCAUUAGAUUUCUAAUUAUGCCGAAAAAUAUAUGUGAAAGCCUUCAUCCUCCUUCCCGCCGUCCCUUCUGAAAGAAAGAAUCAACAACACAUUUCUUGUACCCCAAUAAAUUAAACUUUUUGAGUGCCUGAUUUGGUACGCUGUGACACCAAUUAAAGUAAUUUUUGGUUCUAUUCGAACUUAAUUUUGCAUCUUUCCUUUCCCUAAAGCUGAUAUAAUAAUAAAAAUACAAUGGUGAUGCAUACAUUCAGGGGUAAAACCCGCGUGUGAGUAAGGCAUUAGAUAGCGCACCUUGCUGUUUAAUUCGGACGCUAGUAGUUCCGCUCAAGAUCAAAGAUGCUUCCAAUUAAGAUAAUACAUUUUCCUUUUAAAAACUACGCCAUUAUUUGAUAUUUGAGAAACUUGUUUGAAAACCCCGAAUAAUGCUUUUUUUAAAUGAGUUUUUACCAUUUUAUUCAUUAAGAAUCCGUUUACAACGGUCAAGGGUGACAGAAAUUGACGUUCAAAGUCAGCGUAGAUUGGUGAAAAUUGCAGUAGAAAUGCGUAUGUUUUUAAAUCUUCAUUAUUUCAUUUAAUAAAUUUUAGCAAAAAUGACAAUGCUUGACUGAAUAGAUCUUGAAAAAGUGUUUUUCAACAUUUCGAUAAGAUUCAUAAACAAUCAUAGCCUAGAUCUAAGGAAAAGUAAAUGGUUCCGGACAAGAUCAGAUUUCGACUAGUUCCGAUCAAGAUCAUUUACCCUAGUCAAUGUCAGGAAAAGAAUAUCAUAGUCGUCUACGAAUUGAAUGACCAAGCAACAAACUCCGUCAGGUAGCAACGUCAAUGUUAUAUGACAUACUUCUGACUAUACUUCAUUCGCAUCACGCACGAGGUCAUCUUUUUUAUAUCAUUUUGUGGUUGUGUUGGGAAGGCUUUUACAUUAUUUGUUGACCGACAGUUGCAAAAAUGUAAUCUUCGGCAGAGAGAAGGAAAAGUCGCAGCAAUCCAGAUUUUGAUCAUCUGGUCAUGACAUUGCAAUCGAAUUUCGCUGACCAAAAUUUAGUAUCGCAUGACAUAGAACUGCAAAACAGUAUCAAAGUCGACUGAAAUUUGGUGUCUGAAAGUGUGGCAGUAGACUGAGUCGAUUUGGGGUAAUUUUUGAAUUUCUCAAACCCUGGGGCCUAAAAAGCUUCGUUUAGGUUCAAAACUCAUCCAUGAGUUUUUGUAGAAUUUUUAAGCAACGUUCACAUGAGUAAAUUUGAACUUUUAGGUUUCCAUGGGGAAACGUGGGCCACUUUUAAUAACUCAGAUGUGUGUUGAGAUAAAAAUCUCAAACCCACUGUCAUCGUCGUCGCUUUGCGUGAGCAUAUAUUCCUAUAUGUUGUUGACUGAAAUACGCAUCAUAUGCUUCUUUUAUUUAUCAAGAUAAAAAAAGUUUAAAAAAUUUACUUACAUAAUUAAAAAAACACCCGCUAUUUUCAUCGAUGGGGAACCUAAAGUGCAUAACAAAAAUAUGUUCAUACGCUAAUGAUCUUAGUUUUUGCAUGAUCUUUCACGUGGAAAAGGAAUUUUUGAUGAAACAUCAAUAAGUCACACAAACGCAACUAAUUGGCAAAUCAUAACUUGUGAGGAAUCCUGGGCCACACAUUUUGAACUACCUAUAUUUUAUGUUUUUAUACAUUUUCGGAACUUAAAACACGUUCUUCCUAUCUGUAAAGUUUUCUUAUGCCAAAAUGAAGAGUUAUGAAAAUUAUUUUGUCCAUCUAUAUAAAAAGUUUUGCCAAAACGUUCGCGAGCCAGGUUUUGGAAUCUAUGCGAUCAUACACAGCUCUCUUUUUUAUUUCAUCAUCUGAAAUUGCUUUGAAAUAACGAAAUGAAUUAGGAAAUCACAGUUUUGGGUAAACUCAUAAACUUUGCAUGUUAUUUGGUCAAUUUGGAUUUGGUGGCCCACGUUUAAAAGUGCGGACUUGUCAUCAAAAUUAUACAAUUAAUCCGAUUUGGUUGGAGUCCGACUGAAGACUGUCUGAACCCGUUUAUUUGGUUUCUCUUUGUUCUUAUACUAACUUAACUCUACACACAUAAUUCUUAACUCUACAUUGACAUUUAUUUUGAGGAGGAGCCUGGAGUUACAUAAGGCGCUUCAAGAAUAUAUAUUCAGAUCGAUGCGUAAGCGAAGUUAACAAUCGACCACUUGUGUUAUGGUUUCGUUGCGCUGACGCAUCGAUGCACCGAGUCACAAACAGAACGAUCAUAUUACGCUACGCACUUAACGAAAAUAUGAAAGAGUGUUUCGGUUUUUUUCUUCUAUACGUGACGAUGACAUGGGUCAACGUCUCUAGUCGAUUAUGAGGACUAGCUUCAGCAAUAAACCGAAUAUUUGAAUAAUAUAUGAGAAUUAUGACUUGAGAUUUAAGCUGUAACAUAAAACUGUUGAGUAUUUAAUUUAUGACAGUUUAUGCUUCAAAUUAUAUGCUACACACGAUUCUCCACCAUUUUUCAAAAUCCAAAAAAUAUUGCUUUUUUUUUAAACAGUCAGAGUUUGGGGAAAAUAACUUAUUAAACAUUUAAAAACAAUAUCUUAUGAUACCUUGAAAAUGUAGAAAACCAUACCAUUUUUUAUUUUCAUUUUAUCUUUUAUAAUAAAGAAGUUAUAAAACAACGAAAAAAAGUGGCCCAUGAUUCCCCACUCUCCCAUACUGAAAAAUCAACAUCAUUUUUGUUUUUCUUGUAGAACCGAGCCUCCUAAUGGUUUUUGUGCCUAAAGGAAAUUUUCCGCUGAACAACUUUGUCGAAGACCGUAAAUUCGUACCUUAUUAGACAAAAAAAGUUAUUAGCUGUUUAACAGGGGUGUGUCUUUUCGCAUUGAUGAAUGAUAAAUUCAAUUGACAUCACUGCAGGGUGCCUAGCGAGGUAUUGCAUGACUUCUAUUCAUGCAAUACUUUACCAGGCUUGAGCAGUGAUGUCAAUUGAAUUUAUUGUUUAUCAAUGCGAAAAGACAUACCUCUGUUGAACAUCUUAUAACUUUUUUAUCCAAUAUGAUACGAAGUUACAGUCUUCGACAAAGUUGUUCAGCGGAAAAUUUCCUUAAGAGAUUUUAUAAAUUGGCACAAAAACCAUCAGAAGGCUCGGUUCCUCAAGAAAAACAAAAAUUAUGCUGAUUUUUCAGUACAUAAUAUUCAAUUUUCCCAUAAAAACCUAAAAGUUCAAAUUUACUCAUGUAAACGUUACUCAAAAAUUCUACAAAACAUCAUGGAUGAGUUUUGGACCAAGACGAAGCUUUUUUGACCCCUGGGUUUGAGAAAUUCAAAAAUGACCCCAAAUCGACUCAGUCUACUGUGACAGCUCUGCUUUCAGGAUGUACAAAUAAGGCGUUGAAUAUCGCCCAGCUUGUUUAAUUCUUAUCGCUUAACCCAAAAGUUAAAAAUAUGUAUGUAUAUGCCUCCACUUAAGUAGUUAAUUGCUGUUUUUUCAAGUUUUAUGCGAUGAUUUUAUAAUGCAUAUGAAACGCAUACUAAAGUUUGUUGAGAAAACCACCUUCAAAAAUGUUUGUUGGGUGGUGAACUGGCAGCAAAACACAGACUUCCAACAAUCUAGUACUUUAUUUUCCUUUGUCGGAAGUCGGAAGCCCGGACUAACGAAGUAAAAUAAGGUGCUGGCACGAUAAUACCUAUUAGCUGCAAGCUCGCACUCAUCCGAAAAGGAAACAUUAAAAUCACCUGGAUUUUCACGUAGGCCCUCGCUACGUGAAUUUUUGCUUGGUUUACCUGAAGCACCUAGAAGCUAACAUGAAAUCACAUAAUCCUUACGUGAAAUUCCUGUAGUUGUCAUGCUUUCAAAACAAAGACACGUUCGAUUUACGUGAAAAUCCAGUGAACCGCCGAUCACAAACGGGUUUGUUAAAUUUUAUGUGAUGUUCACGUAGCUCUUAACGGCUCGAUUACGUGAAAUCAUUGUGAAAGAAAAAAGGUAACCAAUAUGGCGCGCGUGAAUCCAAGAUCUAUUGGCUGCCAAAAGAGAAGUUUUUUUUUGUGACGGAGAAGCUGUAAUUUCGUAAGUAUAGUAAAAAUAUCACUGUUUGACUGUUAUUUACAUAAUUUGCCAUUUCAACAGGAUGCGGAAUUGGAGCAGCUGGGACGAUCAGCCAACCGCUAUAUGGAGCCAAAUUGAAUACAAUUUUUCGAAGACGUUGUGAAGUGAGUAGUGAAAUAUAUAAUAAGUGCAGUAAAAUUGUAAAUAGUUAAGUGUAACAAAAUAAAUAUUGUGAUGUGUUAUUAUUUCAGCUGAAUAAAAUCUUUUCUCCGAAUUAAUUAUUUUUUAUUGCAUUGAUGUGAAAUACAAAACAAUACGUUCAUAUUUUAAUAAAAUCUACGUGAAAAGUAUGCAGUGGAUCGAAUCCUUAUUCACUUCCGAUCUACAUUAUUUUCACGUACGCUUCACCUACAACUCAUAUGAAAAUUACGUGAAUAUUGCUUGCUGUUCGACUUCUGUUUGCUACCUGAAAUUCACGUAGGUUUCACGUGAUUUUCAUGGUGGCAAAAAUCUAUGUACAUUUUCACGUAGCGUUCAUGUGAAAAGUUUUUUCGGUGCGUCAAUGUUUUUUUUUUAUUUUCCCUCAAAUAACGGAUCGUCUUGUUUGUAGGCGUCGGAUGCCUGCCAAAUUAUUCUACGAUAAUCACGCAGGAUUUAAACGCUACACUUUCAGCGUGCUCUUUAGGUGUGUGUCAACCAGUGGUUGUAUUUGGAUGAGAAUGAAUUGAUCAACCUUCUCUCGCUCAACGCUUUACUCGGAAGCAAAGGUUGCUUUGAGGCAGCGAAAACGUCAAAACCGAUGAUGCAUACGCUCUCAACAUGGCCCGCCUUCACGAAGCAAUAUACAUUCGAGGCAGCGAAUACAAAAAAACCAAACGAAUGGCUCUCACUCAUCUCCUGUUACAUUCUUGAGGAAACCGAAUUCAAAAGGCACAGCAAACCCGAGUCUCCUCGUUUGUGCGUGGAUCGAAUGCGUGAGGUUUUUCUGCUAUUGCUAUUAUUGCACAGCAACCGCACGCAGGCAGCUAGUGUUUUCGUUUCUU